AUGCCCGAGUCAGAUCCAACCCUCAACGGUCUAGCUGCUGCCAUCACGCAAGCAGCAAGCACCAUCUCCUCUUAUAUCGAUGAACAUAAGCUUCCUGCGCCAUCGUUUGCAGAAGGUGGCCCCGAGAGAUACCCGAUGGCUCCGGAAGUUCAAAUAGCCCGCCUUCAGCUCAUGGAGUCGGCGACAGAUUUGCUGCAUCUAGCUAUGGGCCCAGAAAGUUACAGUUUGAUGCACCCUGUGUUCAAUAAUCAUGACACUAUGGUGAUGGACGUUCUAAACCAAUUUGACUUCUGGUCCGCCGUCCCUGCUGGUGGUUCUGCCACUUACAGCGAAAUUGUCGAAGCGACUAAGUUGCCCGAGGAAGUAGUACGUCGCAUAUUGAGAUACGCAUUCACCAUGCGACUAUUUGCCCCCGUUGGCCGUGAUUCAGUCAAGCAUACUGCUACAUCGGCGUUUCUAUUUAAAUUUCCCCCUAUGCGCAGCAUGAUUGCUCACAACGCCGAGGAAACCCGUAUCUCAGAUUACUAUUUCCCGGAAUCGCUAAGGAGAUUCAGUCUUGGAAAACCCACUUUGAGCCAGGAGGUUUACGAGUCCGGUUGGGGUGUCGCCGAUGUCGACAAGACCGGCAAACUUGUAUCGUACUGGGACUAUCUUAAGGGUCAACCACAAGGGAAACCUGAAGGGUUCAGAGAAAAACGCUUCGCGGAAGCUAUGCAAGCCGCUGCUGCGGUUGCAGGAUUCGGCAUCAAUGAAUAUAUGAGGGAUAACUAUGACUGGGCUAGUCUCGGUGAAGCAAAGGUCAUCGAUAUUGGAGGAUCUAGUGGUCACGAUGCCUUCGUUCUCGCUGCAGCAUAUCCCAAGCUAUCACUUGUUGUUCAAGAUCGACCCGAGCUUGAGCCUGCUUUCCGCUCCUUGGUUCCCAAGGAAUUAUCAGAACGAGUCAUUUUCCAAGCUCACGACUUUUUUACUCCUCAGCCAGUCAAGGCCGAUGUCUACAUUGUCAAGCAGAUUUUCCACGACUGGCCUGACAAAUAUGUUGUUAAGAUUUUGGAGAACCUUGCAACCCACCUCAAAUCUGGCAGUCGUCUUGUGAUGUUUGAGUCCGUCUUUCCCAGCCUGGACGCUGAGGGCAAAUACCCCUUGCCUCGAGCAGCUAUGCGCAUGCUUGCCGCUACGGAUCUUCAAAUGCUCACUCUCUUAAAUGCUGUAGAGCGGACCUUGGAGGAAUGGCACACGGUUGUUAAGAAGGCUGACGAGCGGUUCGAUGUUCGAGUGGUCUCAUCGUCUCCACAAUCUCUCCGAAGCAUUAUCGAGGUUGUAUACAAAUAA
Talaromyces amestolkiae is the source of this 1329-nucleotide messenger RNA. RefSeq lists its product as uncharacterized. NCBI's taxonomy places the organism in Eukaryota, Fungi, Ascomycota, Eurotiomycetes, Eurotiales, Trichocomaceae. The record is from RefSeq and is a predicted model, not a curated record. The transcript is spliced from 3 exons. Gene Ontology annotation, molecular function: O-methyltransferase activity. The coding region runs from base 1 to 1329 and encodes 442 amino acids.